AUGAAGCAGUCUUUUAAUCCUUCAUCUUUUGGUCCUUCCAAGAUUCCACCUAUUAAUGCACCUGGAAAAUCAGAACAUGGUGCGUUGGAAGUUUUAUCUGGAUCUGAUGCAUACCGUGCUUCUUCUGAUGCCAGCCUCUUUUCUAGUUCAUUACCUGUUCUUCCACAUGAAAAAUUGAACAUAAAUGAAACUGAAAACGGUUUUCAAACUAUAGAUGACAUAUCAACUGGUUUUAAAAAGCUUCAUCAAGAGGUAGAGCUCAAUGGGUCCCUUGAGGAUGGUAAUAAUAAUGCAACUGGAGCCAUGCUUCCUGAUGAUGAUGAUGAGCUUUUGGCUGGCAUAUUGGAUGACUUUGACCUUAGUGGUUUACCUGGUUCCCUUGAGGACUUGGAAGAAUAUGAUAUUUUUGGUAGUGGUGGAGGUUUGGAACUUGAAACUGAUACACAGGAAAGUCUAAGUGUGGGAGUAUCUAAGUUAAGCUUCUCUGAUAGCUCUUCCAGCAAUGGUUUUCCCCCUUAUUCUCUUCCUAAUGGGGUCGGAAGUGGAGCCGUUGCUGGAGAACAUCCAUAUGGAGAGCAUCCUUCUCGAACAUUGUUUGUUCGAAAUAUUAACAGUAAUGUGGAGGAUACUGAGCUGCGAACUCUUUUUGAGCAAUAUGGUGAUAUUAGAACCCUAUAUACUGCAUGUAAACACAGGGGAUUUGUGAUGAUAUCGUAUUAUGACAUCCGUGCUGCUCGAACAGCUAUGCGUGCAUUGCAAAACAAACCAUUGCGGCGUAGGAAACUCGACAUUCACUUUUCAAUACCAAAGGAUAAUCCAUCAGACAAGGAUAUCAAUCAAGGAACCUUGGUAGCUUUCAAUUUGGAUCCAUCGGUUUCAAAUGAAGACCUUCGCCAAAUAUUUGGGGCUUACGGAGAAGUCAAAGAGAUAAGGGAAACUCCUCACAAGAGACAUCAUAAGUUUAUUGAAUUUUAUGAUGUCAGAGCUGCAGAAGCAGCACUUAAAUUAUUAAAUAGGAGUGAUAUAGCUGGUAAACGCAUAAAGCUUGAACCAAGUCGGCCUGGAGGAGCUCGUCGCAAUUUGAUGCUCCAACUUAAUCAAGAGCUUGACCAAGACGAGUCUCGAAGUUUUAGAUAUCAAGUGGGUUCACCUCUAGCCAGCUCUCCGCCAGGUAAUUGGUUACAGUUCAACAGCCCUGUCGAGCAGAGUUCAUUGCCAACUAUUAAUCAUUCUCCCAGUUCUAGUAUCAUGAGCCCUACAACCGGCGGGCAUUUAUCUGGGCUAGCUUCAAUUUUGCAACCACAGACGUCGGACACAGUUAAGGCCGCAACUAUUGGCAAGGACAUAGGAAGGAGUAGUCAUGGAGACCACAUAUUUACCAAUACGAGUUCAUCCUCUGGAUCUACUUUCAACUCACAUUCACUUCCAGAGCCAAAAUUUAGUCAAUAUCGCGGGACUUUGUCCUCGUUUGGUACAUCAACAUCAAAUGGGUCUUCAGUGGAAACCUUGACCGCUCCACAGUUUCUAUGGGGAAGUCCAAACUUAUCUUCACCGCAAACCAAACCUUCAGCUUGGCCUAAACCAUCAGUGGGACAUCAACUCAGUACAUCAAAUGGAACAAGUCACGCUUUCCCAUACUCAAGUCGCAGCAAUUCCUUUGUCAAUUUGUCCCAACAACAUCACCAUCAUCAUGUUGGUUCUGCUCCGUCACGUUUGCCUUUUCAGAGGCACUUUGGUUUUUUCCCCAAGUCAUCUGAAACUUCAUUGAUGAAUAAUGUUGGCUAUAGUGGCAUGAGUCUAGGGCACACGCUUAAUGCUGGUGUUUCGAUUCCACGAAAUAUGCCUGAUAAUGGUUCAUCAAACUUCAGAAUGAGAUCUCCUAUACUCAGCCCUGUAUUUUUGGGUAAUGGUCCUUAUCCAGGAUUGCUACCUACUGCUAUGGAGAGUUUUACCGACCAUGUUAGCAGUAGAUGGAUCGAUAACAAUGGAAGCCAAGUUGACAGCAAGAAGCUAUUUCAGCUCGACUUGGAUAAGAUCAGAUGUGGUGAAGAUACAAGGACUACAUUGAUGAUAAAGAAUAUCCCAAAUAAAUACACCUCGAAAAUGUUGUUAGCUGCCAUUGAUGAAACUCAGAAGGGCACCUAUGAUUUUCUCUACCUGCCAAUUGACUUUAAGAAUAAAUGCAAUGUGGGUUAUGCAUUUAUCAACAUGCUGUCACCUUCACUCAUUAUUCCAUUCUACGAGUCAUUCAAUGGGAAGAAGUGGGAGAAGUUCAAUAGUGAAAAAGUUGCUUCUUUGGCAUAUGCUCGAAUCCAAGGGAAGAAUGCUCUUGUGAACCAUUUUCAAAACUCUAGUUUGAUGAAUGAAGAUAAGCGCUGCCGACCUAUUGUUUUCCACCCUGAUGGUUCUGAAGCCGUUGAUCAGGUCAUACAAGAGAGUUUCCCCUCCUACUAUAGCAAUAUUCAGGCAGUUAAGCCAAGUGAAUUUCAGUUAAGUGAUUCGCUCGGAUUCCCUUCAAAGGAUGGCCUUCCUAUGAGUUUGGAUGCAAGUUAA
Messenger RNA from Vicia faba (fava bean), 2553 nucleotides. The record is from the annotation of a GenBank genome assembly. NCBI's taxonomy places the organism in Eukaryota, Viridiplantae, Streptophyta, Magnoliopsida, Fabales, Fabaceae.